GGUGUUGAGGUUAGCUUCCUUCCGAAUUCCCAAACCGGGUAUACGCUCAUCGGUUCCUCGGCGCUCGCCUCGACCUCCGACUCGAAGCGGCCCUCCUCCCUCGCCGGACGACGGCGACGGCCGUGGCCGUCUAACACAUCCGUGGGGAACCGCUCCCUUAGUUGGGCCUCCUCCGGCCAUGGUGCACAGCGCGUACGAUGCUGUCGAGCUGGUGGCUGACGUGCCGGGCCACAUCGAGGCCGUCGCCUCCCACGCUGGGAAGCUCCUCGUCGCGGUUUCCGACACCGAAGGCUUCCUCUGGGGCUCCGACUGCUCCUUGCGCAUCUACUCCGCUCCUUCCCCCUCCGACGGCGGCGGCGAGAUCCGGUGGGACGGGCCCUACGCGCUCGAGCGGCAGGAGCCGCGGUUCUGGCGGCGCCCGCCCUUAGCCAUGGAGGUCAGCGCCAGCCGCGACCUCCUGAUCUCGCUCUCCGAGUGGAUCGCGCUCCACCGCCUCCCCGGGCUCGAGACCGUCGCUGUCGUCUCUAGCAAGACAAAGGGGGCCAACGUCUUUGCUUGGGACGAGCGGCGGGGCUUCCUUGCCGUCGGUCGACAGAAGCGACUCACCGUCUUCCGCCUCGACAGUGGGCGAGAAUUUGUUGAAGUGAAGGAAUUUGGAGUGCCAGAUAUUCUGAAAUCAAUGGCCUGGUGUGGUGAUAACAUAUGUCUUGGAAUCAGGCGGGAAUAUAUGAUAAUAAAUAGCAUGACCGGGGCACUAACAGAAGUGUUUUCUUCUGGGAGGAUCGCUCCUCCUUUAGUUGUGCCUCUCCUUACUGGGGAACUGAUCCUUGGCAAGGAUAACAUUGGGGUAUUCGUUGAUCAAAAUGGUAAACUUAUUCAAGACGGCAGAAUUAUUUGGUCAGACACACCAGCUUCUGUUGUUAUACAUAAACCAUAUGCCGUGGCCCGCCUGCCACGACAUGUCGAGAUACGCUCUCUUAGGCCCCCCAAUGCAUUGGUUCAGACAGUUGUGCUCCGUGAUGUUCAAAAGCUUGUCCAAACUGACCACUGUAUACUUGCUGCUCUAUCUAACUCUGUUCAUGGUUUGUUGCCUGUUCCUAUUGGAGCUCAGAUAGUGCAAUUGACCGCUUCUGGAGAAUUUGAGGAGGCGCUAGCAUUGUGUAAGCUACUUCCACCAGAGGAUUCAAAUUUACGGGCAGCAAAGGAAAGCUCAAUACACAUAAGAUAUGGACACUUUUUGUUCGAUAACGGGAGUUAUGAGGAGGCAAUGGAACAGUUUUCAGAUUCACAUGUGGACAUUACUUACGUGUUAUCUCUGUACCCAUCUAUUGUUCUGCCUCAAACAAAUAUUAUAGGUGAUCAUGACAAGCUGCUGGACAUGCCAGAAUUAGCAAGGGAAUCCUCCGAUGUGACAGAUGAGAUGGAAUCAUACUCUUUACAGCUUCAAGAACCAGAUGAUAAAUCUCCAUUGGAGGUAAAGAAAAUGAGUCACAAUGCUCUAGCUGCCCUUGUGAAGUAUUUGCAGAAGAAAAGAAGUGGCAUAAUUGAGAGAGCGACGGCUGAAGUAACAGAGGAGGUGGUCUCUGGAGCUGUUCACCACAGCUUAAAAUUAUCUGAGCCAUAUAAGUCAAAGAAGCUGAGCAAGAAACGAGCUCAGACACAUACAAGCUCUAUUGCUAGAGAAAUGGCAACUGUACUGGAUACUUGUCUGCUUCAAGCUCUUAUUCUUACUGGGCAGUCAUCAGGGGCAAUAGAGUUGUUGAAAGGACUCAAUUAUUGUGACCUGAAGAUAUGCGAAGAGUUUUUGAAGGAAAGGAGAGAAUAUAUGGUUUUACUUGAACUCUAUAAAAGCAAUGAAAUGCACCGUGAUGCUCUCCAACUACUCAAUCAAUUAGUUGAAGAAUCAAAAUCUGAAAUGGAGAAUACAUAUUUUAAUAAAAAAUUUAACUCUCAAAUGAUACUUGAAUAUCUCAGGCCCCUUUGUAGAUCUGACCCAAUGCUGGUUUUAGAGUCUUCCUUGUACGUCCUUGAGCGCAACCCAUCAGAAACUAUUGAGCUCUUUUUGUCUGAAAAUGUUCCAGCAGAUUUGGUAAAUUCAUAUCUGAAGCAGCAUGCCCCAAAUUUGCAGUCAACUUACUUAGAGCUAAUGCUCUCAAUGAAUGAUACUGGGAUCAACCCUAAUCUGCAAAACGAGCUGGUACAACUGUACCUUUCUGAAGUUCUAGACUGGUACAAGAUUCUGAAGGAAGAGGGAAACUGGACAGAGAAGACAUAUUCCCCAACACGGAAGAAGUUAAUAUCUACGUUGGAGAGCAAUUCAGGUUACAAUACAGACGCACUUCUUAAGCGCCUUCCCCAGGACGCUCUUUUUGAGGAGCGAGCUAUAUUGUAUGGGAAAAUAAAUCAACACCUCAGAGCUCUCUCUCUCUAUGUUCACAAGCUUCAGAUGCCAGAGCGAGCAGUUGCAUAUUGUGACCGUGUUUAUGAAGAAAGAGAACAACAACCGUCCAAAUCAAAUAUCUAUUUUAAUCUUCUACAGAUUCAUCUGAACCCAAGAAAAGCUGAAAAGGAAUUUGAGCAGAAAAUUAUUCCAGUUGCAUCACAAUACUCUGGAAUCCAAAAGGCUAGUGCUACUAAGCCCAAAGGGGGUCGCGUAGGUAAAAAGGUUGUAGAGAUUGAGGGGGCUGAUGACAUACGCUUUAGCCCCAGCGGAACAGAUAGUGGCCGAAGUGAUGGUGAUGGAGAUGAUGUAAAUGACCGAGGCCCUAUAAUGUUAAAUGAAGCACUGGAACUGUUGAGCCAACGGUGGGACAGGAUAAAUGGUGCUCAGGCUCUUAGGCUGUUACCAAGAGAUACUAAACUCCAGGAUCUUGUAUCAUUUCUUGAGCCACUAUUGCGUAACUCUAGUGAACAUCGGCGCAAUUAUUUGGUUAUCAAAAACUUGAUUUUGCGGGCAAACUUGCAGGUCAAGGAGGAUCUGUAUAAUCGGUGUCAAGCUGUUGUGAAGAUUGAUGGAGAUAGUACGUGUUCUCUUUGCCAUAAGCGUGUUGCAAAUAGUGCUUUUGCAAUAUAUCCAAAUGGACAGGCUUUGGUGCAUUUUGUCUGCUUUAAAGAAUCACAGCAAAUUAAGGCCGUCAGAGGAGCAAACUCUGUGAAACGUAGAUAAUAUGGCCGUGAUCCAGGUACACCCUUGAACGGGACACUGACAAAUCAAUAUCGAGGUAAUUGUGCACUAGUAUGAUGGAUGACUGAGCAACUGACUGUUGCAGAUUUUUUAUCUCGAACAAGUCAUAUAUUUUCUGUAUUAAGGGAAAAGGGUAAAGAACCCAUACAAUAUACCCAAACCGCAAAAACUCCCACACCCACAAACUACAUCAAAUCACAAGGAAAUAGUUGCGCCCUUGAAUACAGUAGCUGUUUUCCCUUACCGCUGUAAGGUUUAUCAUCACCCCCCUCACAUACCACCAUCCUGUUAGAGCAUGUACGAUGGGGUUGUUUGCCCAAAAAAAUUGGUUUUGUUUGCCAUGUCAUUUGCACAAGAUGCUUUUAAGGAGCAGAGUAAUGCAAUGGCUACGAAAAUAACCUGAAACUUUGUAUGUGCUGACCUGUGUUAUUGCAGUAAUUCUUCUAUAUUAGAAUAACGGGCAAGUAGAUCCAAAACAUUAGGCCAAUCUCAAGUUGAAGUUUCAUACAGUUUUCAUACUUAAUUACUACAGUGCCACGUCAGGAAAAAUAUUGGGGUGGUAUGAAAAUUAAGAGACGUGAAACUCAACUGGCACAGUUACCUAGUCAAUGAAAUCUGCUGCAUUGAGAGUGUAAUUUCAUCCCCAUGUGUUUUGCCUCAUCUCAUGUGUCUUGCAUCUUUGUGUGCGUUGUUUUCAGGUCGGGCGACCAGCUGGUCAUUCCAGAGGACCGACCAGGCGCCUAAUCACGAUUAGGGCGACAAUUAGGACGCUUAAUCGGUCCUGGUCGACCUCUGGUCGUCCCCUAAUCGUCCUAUAUAUUUCUGGGCAUAUGUAUAUAUAAUAUGAUAUAUGUAUAUAUAAGCAAUACUGCAAUAGGCAUUAUAUAAGUCUGAAAGUAUGAAAUUGAAACUGAGUAACAGACUGAAAGGCAAUAUAGACAUAUAGCACUAUAGCAGAACUGAAACUGAAAUAUGGAAUACAAGGCUACAAGCAGUAAUGCAGUACCUACUACCUAGAGCAUAUCAUCAUCCAAGCAAAAAGCAGCAGCAGCUUCUCCAACAGAUUCAGAUUCAUCAGAAUUUAGACAAUAGGAAAGAUAGGAAAGGGGGAGAAGGGGGAACCUUGAGAUGAGGAGCUCAUCUCGUCGCUAGUGUUUUGGAGACGCCGCCGGUGUUCUUGAGCUGCUGCUGGUGUUCUAGAGCCGCAGCCUAUGUUCUGGACUCGGCAGAGGAGAGGAAAAGUUUCAAGGGGCGGUGGCGCAUUGCCUUUAUACUACUGUAGAUGGGCCGAAAAAAUAGAAGCCCAGUAGCCCACUAGAAAACCCUAGCCGCCUGGACAAAUCCUGGUCGAUUUACCAUCUAGUCGGACGACCUGAUACUCUAGUCGAGUCAUCCGGCUGAUCGGCCACUACCAGGCGACCUGCCCGACUAAUCGCGAUUAGUCGGAUGACUUGAAAACAGUGUUUGUGUGCACCAUAUCUUUCAUGAUUAUCAUGCACUAUGUAAUUUAUUUUACAUAUGACCCUGUUAAUAUAGUUGUAUUUAUAACAUACAAAUGUUGAACUAAAUUAAACUAUUCUCGUUGACAUUUUUUUAUGUUAGUAUGUACUUUAUAGUGCUGCACUGCUGGAAGUGGCUUUAUUGCUCAAAUGGCAUAUUCGCAACACCAUGUAACUACAUAAUGCUGUGACUGGCAUAGUUAUUAAGGCGAUUGACCCUUUUUUUACCUUUUAAACGGAAAGGCGUAAGGCGAGGUGACGCCUUACUCCUAUAUAAAAUAUAUAAAGAUAGGAAAAUAUAAGAAUUAAGUGAGGUGUUUAUAGAAAUAUAUAAUAUAAUAUACUUGCACACAAAAUUUAGGUUCUGAACGUCCAUCUAGAAGCCCAUUGAUUCAUAAACU
Messenger RNA from Zea mays, 5084 nucleotides. Its product is annotated as vam6/Vps39-like protein. NCBI's taxonomy places the organism in Eukaryota, Viridiplantae, Streptophyta, Magnoliopsida, Poales, Poaceae. The transcript is spliced from 12 exons. The record is from RefSeq and is marked validated. Bases 179 to 3166 code for a protein of 995 amino acids. Gene Ontology annotation, cellular component: cytoplasm; membrane. Gene Ontology annotation, biological process: endosomal vesicle fusion; autophagy; intracellular protein transport.